This is a messenger RNA of Linepithema humile (Argentine ant), 785 nucleotides long. It is a transcript of the gene Alg-2, whose product is annotated as Apoptosis-linked gene-2. Lineage: Eukaryota; Metazoa; Arthropoda; Insecta; Hymenoptera; Formicidae. Gene Ontology annotation, molecular function: calcium ion binding. The record is from RefSeq and is a predicted model, not a curated record.
UUUCUGCACAUUGCGCAAUUCAAUCGGUAAUGGUUAAACGAGUCGUGUGAUAAAAAGUGACGUGUUCGAAUAACACGCUUUCAAGAAAUUUCCUAGUAGCGUAGUCACGAUCAUUAGUGAUUAUCGGCACUUGCAAAGCGUUUAUAAGCGUUGUUGCGCAAAAUAUAGUGUCAGUGCUUUAUUGUAUUGUCAUAUUUUUCCUGAUUUUUUACAAGUAGCGAAAAAAAUGUCUUUCAUUUCGCCCAUGCCCAGUGAGCAAUUUCUUUGGGAUGUAUUCCAAAGAGUGGAUAAGGACAGAUCUGGAACAAUUACUGCAGACGAAUUACAACAGGCUCUCUCGAAUGGUACAUGGACACCGUUUAACCCAGAAACAGUUCGUUUAAUGAUUGGUAUGUUUGACACUGACAAAACCGAUCCUGCCACAGGUAUGUUUGACAAGCAUCAAAAGGGUACAGUCAGUUUCCAAGAAUUUGGAGCAUUGUGGAAGUAUGUUACUGACUGGGAGGGUUGUUUUCGAUCAUUUGAUCGCGAUAAUAGCGGCAACAUUGAUCGCAAUGAAUUGAAGACAGCUCUCAUAAACUUUGGAUAUCGACUAAGCGAUUACAUAAUUGACAUGCUCAUACGAAAAUAUGAUCGUGCUGGACAUGGUACAAUAUACUUUGAUGAUUUCAUACAAUGCUGCGUGGUUCUACAUGUCUUCAUUCAUAGAUAUGUUUAAGAGGAUGCUGAAGUCAUAUUGUUACCGACCAAAACUUCAAUUUUCUAAAAAAGGUGGCGUUUUUUAU